Molecule: messenger RNA, 905 nt
Organism: Durio zibethinus
Lineage: Eukaryota; Viridiplantae; Streptophyta; Magnoliopsida; Malvales; Malvaceae
Product: SNARE-like superfamily protein
Biological process (GO): retrograde vesicle-mediated transport, Golgi to endoplasmic reticulum; intra-Golgi vesicle-mediated transport; intracellular protein transport
Cellular component (GO): COPI vesicle coat
Source: RefSeq, a predicted model, not a curated record
AAGGUCCAAGUUGACCAGAUAAAAUUUAUCCGACCCGACAGCAGAACCGACACCGACCCGAACAGAAAGGCGAACUAACGAUUGACGACAAAGCAAUGUCUCGUAUCUCUCUGCGUAACACAGCAAAGCAGAGAAAAGAAAGUAGUUGAGAGAGGGAGAUAGAUCGAGAUGAUACUCGCAGUGUUAUUCUCAAACUCUGAAGGGAACAUCUUAGUUGAACGCUUUAAUGGAAUUCCAGCUGAGGAACGGCUGCAUUGGAGAUCUUUCCUAGUGAAACUGGGAGCGGAUAAUCUUAAAGGUGUCAAAAAUGAAGAGCUACUUGUUGCUUCUCACAAGUCUGUUUACAUUGUUUAUACGGUGCUUGGAGAUGUCAGUGUUUAUGUUGUUGGCAAGGAUGAAUAUGAUGAACUUGCAUUGGCAGAAGUGAUCUUUGUUAUAACCUCAGCCGUGAAGGAUGUAUGUGGGAAGCCACCAACAGAGCGCCUUUUCCUUGAUAAGUAUGGAAAGAUAUGCUUGUCUUUGGAUGAAAUUGUUUGGAAGGGAUAUCUGGAGCAUACUGAUAAAGACACGAUCAGGAGAUUGGUACGUUUGAAACCUCCUACUGAGUUUUGAGCUGCGUGUGCCUUGCCGUCACUGCCCAUUUCUCGACAGUAAAUUCAGUGUCUUGUUCUCCAUAGAAAGGCACUGUAUAUCCUAUGUUGUGGUAUGAAUUUGCCAUUCUAGUGACUGUAAUAUCAUGCUUCCUUAUCUGAAAUACAGAUAUUUUUCAUUAUUUUGGUUGGUGCUUAUGGAACUGUUGGAUCGAUAUUCUCACAUUGUUAGGAAAUCCAUAAACUGUUAUAGAUUUGAAGUUAUGAUCAAUUUGGAAACAUUAAUUUUUUAUUAUUAUUUUCUUUAUCGUAAUA